Penicillium olsonii is the source of this 4014-nucleotide messenger RNA. NCBI's taxonomy places the organism in Eukaryota, Fungi, Ascomycota, Eurotiomycetes, Eurotiales, Aspergillaceae. The record is from the annotation of a GenBank genome assembly.
AUGGAGCAGGAACUCCUCUCGCUCCUGGCCGACACCCAGGCAGCCAAGGCCGACACCAGAAAAUCGGCAGAGUUGCAGCUGAAGAACCUCUACGCCCACGAAUCCUUCCCCAGCUCCCUUACAGCAAUUGCUUCCCACGCCUCGGUCCCCGUCAACCUGCGCCAGUCCGCCCUUUCCGUAUUGCGUACCUUCAUUUCCGCCGCCUGGUCACCUGUGCUUGAUGAAUUCAGAGGCCAGGUCCUCAUCAACGAUACAAACAAAGUCAACGUCCGCCAGGCGCUGCUGGUCCUCGCGACCAAUGAUACCCCCGAGCGCAAAGUGAAGAACUCUGCCAGCUAUGCUGUCAGCAAGAUCGCCAGUGCCGACUUCCCUGACGAUUGGCCCGAGCUGCUCCCGUCCUUGCUGCACAUCAUCAAUGAGCCUACCAGCACCGACGGUCAAUUGCAUGGCGCGCUGAAAGUUUUGCUGGAUCUGGUCGAUACAGGGUUCAGCGAGGAGCAGUUCUUCAAUGUCGCUCGUGAUCUUGUCUCGUCCCUUUUCGCCGUCGCUACUUCCGAGUCGCGGCGGCCCAUGCUGCGCGCGUUGGCCGUUGCAGUCUUCCGUGCUUGCUUCGAUACCCUGGAAAUGGUCCUAGAGCAACACAAGACAGCCAUCAAGCAGUUUAUGGAUGAGGUGCUUGGUGGGUGGUCGCCUUUCUUCGAUGUCACUUUGAAGACACCUCUCCCGCAGCCACCCUCCGAGGAAGAGGAGCACAAACAAGGAGAAAUUGCGUCGCAGUGGCGUGGCCUGGUUGGAUUAAAGUUACAGGUGGUCAAGACACUUAUGAAAAUUCGCAACGUCUUCCCGGCUUUGUUGACUUCACAAAGCACCCUUUUCUUCUCCACCGUCUGGGCCGAACUCACCAACGCUUUGCCGAUUUACCAAAACUUCUACAUUGAACAAGAGAGACAAGGUCGCCUGGAGGAUGGAGACGGACUUCCUCACUCCCUGGAUUUCCUUGUUCUAGAGGAGCUUGACAUCAUCCAAGCUUUACUCAAGGCUCCCCCAGUCAAGGCCGAGCUGCACCAGCAGUUGCAGAAUGCAGGUGCAGGUGCGAGCACCUCCAGCUGGCUUCCAGAAAUUAUGAAGCUUGCCAGUUCUUACGCCCAGAUCACAACAGAAGAGGAGGGCCUCUGGGAGAUUGAUGUGAAUCUCUUCCUUUCGGAGGAAACAUCUGUCACGGCAAAUUACACCCCUCGAACUUGCAGUGGAGAUUUGGUCAUCAAAACCGGUGAGUGGUUGAAGGCGACCGCAGCUGAAGCUCUCUUGAGCCAUAUGAAUACGCUUUUCGCGGAUUCGUCUGUUUCAUGGAAAUCUCGGGAAGCCGCCCUGUACAUCCUGAACAGUCUUCUCCGCGACUUCGGGGAGGUCGACGUUGAAAUCUCCUCCGAGCUGGCAUCUCACUUCGCUCAAUUUGUGCAAUACGCCACUCAACAAGAGCAGGAACUGCUCCGUGCUCGCGGCUACCUCGUCGCUGGUGCUCUGUCCAAGGUCGCUGGUGAGACUUUCAACCAGACCACUACUUCUUAUCUCGAGGCCACCUUGAAAGCGAUCAACGAAGAUCCCGCUGAGGUGGUUCAAGUGGCCUGCAUCCGAGUGCUGCAAGAUUUGGUUCCCUCUCUGCCGACCAGCCUUGCGCGUCCCUUCCAACCCGCCGUGAUUACGGCCAUCUCCGAGUUUAUUGCCGCCCAUGAUCUGCGGGAGCAAACCGAGGCCGAUGACCUCAAGGUCACAUUGGCUGAAACUCUCCGCGACACUAUCAUGGCCGACUCAUCAGUGGUGCUUUCAUCUACCGCCAUUGAUGUGCUUUUCAACAUUGCGAGUAGCGGGGCUGAAAACUUCCAAUUGACGCUGACUGUCACGGAGGCAUUCGAGGACAUUGUGGACCAAAUCACCGAUCUCGGAUCAGAUGCUUACAUGCGUCUCUGCGAGAAGGUGCUUCCGUCUCUGAUGGGCGCAAUUGACGUGGGCAACCUGACCGAUGAGAACGCUCUUACCAAUUUCGCCGCCGAUCUCCUGCGCGCGUUGGCCGAGCGUAGCCCUGAGCCGAUGCCCGCAGGAUUUGUGGAGACUGUUAUGCCCAAGCUGAACCGACUGCUUCUCGGCUCUGACGAGGCCGAGCUGAUUCGCCCGGCUACCGAAGCAGUGCGUCAUAUGCUCUCCCAUGACUUCGCCCAAUUCAUCGUCUGGCGCGACCCCGAAACCGGCAAGGAGGCCCUUGAAGUGGUGCUGAUUAUCAUCGACCGUCUCUUGGGUCCCGCAGUCGACGACAACGCCGCCACCGAAGUCGGUCAGCUGGCCGCCGAGUUGGUCGAGAAGGCUGGCUCCGAGCGCCUGGGUCCCUACCUCCCGCAGCUUCUCCAGGCCGUGGCCCAACGCCUGGCUACCGCCCAACAAGCCCAAUUCAUCCAGAGUCUCAUCCUGGUCUUUGCCCGACUGACCCUCAUUAGCGCCCGCGAGGUCGUCGACUUCCUGGCCCAGGUCAACCUGAAUGGCCAGAGCGGCCUUGCCGUCGUCCUGAGCAAGUGGCUCGAGAACUCCGUCAACUUCGCCGGCUAUGACGAGAUCAAACAAAACAUCUUCGCUCUCGCGCGUCUCUACGAACUUGCAGACCCGCGUGUGGCCGAGGUCCCCGUGAAGGGCGACCUGAUCAUCCAAGACACAGGCCGCAUUAAGACCCGGUCGCAGGCCCGUAAAAACCCCGACCAAUACACCACCGUGCCUGCACCCUUGAAGAUCAUCAAGGUCCUGGUGGAAGAACUCGGCGCGGCAUCCGGAAACAAGGAGAUGGAAUCGGCGGCCGCCCUCGACGACGCCGAUAGCGACGACGGCGACGACGACUGGGAAGACAUGCCCGGCCACGUCCUGGACCUGGGAAUUGGCGCCACCAAACAAGGAUUGAUGAACUGGGGUGAGGGUGGCUCGGAGAGUGUCUUUGGGGUGCGUCGUCGUGACGAUGAAACGCAGGGCUACUUGGCAGAGUUCUUCCGACAGGCGUCUACGCAGCCCGGAUUCCAGGAAUUUGACGACGAUUCUCUCUUCGACACCCAAUCCCUGCUAGGCUCGAACCUCUCUUUCGCCUCCUCCGUCCGGGACUAUAAUUACGAAAAUGGCCGUCGCUAUCACGCUUACCGCAAUGGCCAAUACCCCUUCCCCAACGACGAAGAAGAACAAGACCGGCUCGCCCUCACCCACCACCUCUUCAAACUCCUCACAGGCGGCGACCUCCACCGCGCCCCAAUCCACUCCCCCCGCCGCGUCCUCGACAUAGGCACCGGCACCGGCGAAUGGGCCCUCGAAAUGGCCGAACACUACCCCCACGCCGACAUCAUCGGCACAGACCUCAGUCCCAUCCAGCCCAACUGGGCACCACCCAACUGUCGCUUUUUCAUCGACGACGCCGAAAGCGACUGGACCUUCGACCCGAAUGAGAAAUUCGACCUCAUCCACGCCCGGAGUCUGUCGGGUGGUGUGGGUGAUUGGCCCAGACUGCUGAAGCAGGCCUAUACACAUCUCAAGCCUGGGGGUUGGUUUGAGGUGCAGGAAUUCGACCUCCUGGUCGCUUCUGAUGAUGGAACUCAUGAGCGGGCUACUGCGCUUGCUACUUGGCAGGACCUGUUGGUGCAGGCCAGUACCAAGUUCGGAAAGCCUAUGGAUGUGGCUGCUAGACUGGAGGACUGGAUGGAGAAUCAAGGAUUCAAGAAUAUCCUCGAUGACAAAUACAAGUGUCCUAUUGGCGGAUGGCCCAAGAACCGUCGAUUAAAAGAAAUCGGGCGCGUGGGGAAGGUCAUCUUCCUCGAGAUUGUUGAGCCAUACACGCUUGCUCUCUUCACCCGUGUCUUGGGCUUCUCAUAUCAAGACGCCCAGGAACUCAUGGAAAAAGUGCGUAAGGAGCUGGUCAGCAACUCCUACCAUCUCUACACGACCUUCCACUUCAUCUAUGGGCAAAAACCACUUGAGGGCGAGACGCCCUGA